This is a messenger RNA of Lasiosphaeria miniovina, 1275 nucleotides long. RefSeq lists its product as uncharacterized. Bases 1 to 1275 code for a protein of 424 amino acids. The record is from RefSeq and is a predicted model, not a curated record. Lineage: Eukaryota; Fungi; Ascomycota; Sordariomycetes; Sordariales; Lasiosphaeriaceae. The transcript is spliced from 9 exons.
AUGAGCUCCAACGAGGUCCCUGACUUUGACAUGGUGUUCAAGCUGUUUCUCGACUCCCGUGCGGCCACCGAGGCAUACCACGAUACGAAUCUCGCUGCGACCAUCGGCAGCAUGACUGCUGGGGACACGGUGAACCGAUGCGUGGCUCCUGGGAAAACCGUCGAGCAAAUGUGUAUCGACUAUCUCAGACCGCUAUACGAACACAUCCUGGACUCUCUGCGUCAAGACAAUGCCCAGCUAGACACCCUCCGAAUCAAGUUCGUGAUCACGACGCCAGCCAUGUGGAGCCCAGCCUCUCAGGACCUCAAGAGACACGCAGCGUUUGAGGCCGGAUUUGGUCGUCGAUCAGCUGAUUGGGUGGAUAUCGUUUCUGAGCCCGAGGCCGCAGCCAACCACUCCCUCAAGUUGUUGCUCCGCGACAACAGCCGAGAACGGCAAGGCCUUCACUCUUACGCUGUCGCAGCUGGCUGGGAGGUUGGCAAUAACAUCCUCAUAGUUGAUGCAGGGGCGGGCACAGUAGACACGGUGGUGUACGAGAUUACUGGUCUCGAUCCUCUGCAGGUCAAAGAGACCAUCACACCAAAGGGAGGUCUAUGCGGCGCUGCGUCCAUCGGCUGUGCCUUUCAUGCUCUACUAGAAGAGCGUCUCGGCGGCCAAAAGCACUUGCUCACACCCGGGAUGCGAUCUCGGGGAAGUACUCUGAUGAAGAACUUCGAGGAGCACAAAGUCGACUUUGGAACCGAGCUGAUUGACGACGAUGCCACGGUCUCGAUAGUUAUCCACCACGGAAUCACAGAGCUGUCUCCUGUUCUAGAACACGACAUCACGUCCCACACAAUAAAUCUGACCCGGGCCGAUUUCCAAAACCUCUUCGACCUAGCAGUCGACACUGUGAUGGAACUGGCCACGGAUUUAGAACGGCAAGUGAGGGCAGGUUCUUCUCAGCGCCGAAUCAAAGCCAUGGUGCUUGUUGGUGGGUUCGGGUCAUCGGCAUACCUCUACGACAGACUCAAUCGCUGGGCACAGGCACAAGAACCCCCGGUCUACGUCAAUCAGCCUUAUGACGGGCCGCUAGCCAUUGCAAAAGGCGCAGUGGCAUACGGAAUCAACAGAAUGGAGAACACACGCCGCUUCCUCCCAUGCCACUAUGGCGUGUUUCUCGAUUUUCCGUACAACCCAGACGAGCAUUUAUAUGCGGACACAUAUAUCGACGAUUUCGAUGGACAUCGCUAUUGCAACACUACAGUCGAGUGGUUCGCGCAGAAGUCGAGGUAA